Cylindrotheca closterium is the source of this 540-nucleotide messenger RNA. The record is from the annotation of a GenBank genome assembly. NCBI's taxonomy places the organism in Eukaryota, Bacillariophyta, Bacillariophyceae, Bacillariales, Bacillariaceae.
AUGCGUUUGCGUCUGGAUCUCCAAGACCAUUCUCGAAAGUUCAAAAUCAAGCUCAAAGAAAAAGAAGAAUUGAUCAAAUCUAUUUACUCUGAAGCUACUGAACAAGGUCUGCUGAUUGAUUCUCUGGACACCUCCUUGAUGGAAGCAAACAAGCGGUUGCAGCAGUUGGAAUCUGAUUACAAACAGCAAACUGCAGAGAGCACCAGCUUGGCUAUGAAGCUUGAACAGGUGGCACAAGAGAAGGCAACUUUGAUAGAAGAUCAUAAGGAAAAGGAUGUUUUGAUUCAAAUGCUAAAUGAAGCUCGACUUGAUGGUGAGAAGGUCAUUAAAGAACUGACUAAGCCCAAGCAAGAAACCAAUCGUCAAAAGAUUUUGCGGCGUUACAAACAGAUGCAAGCGGAAGAAGGCGUCUCAAGUCUAGAUACAUACAUGGAACCCUUUGUGUUGGAUCUUCAACAAGCUCAAACCGAAUAUCAAUUAGCACGCAAGAACCUUCGUUUGGCAAAAGCUAGAGAGCGACUGAUUCGGCCCAGAGAAUAA